GUUUAGAUCUGAAUAAUUGAGGAGCGAUUCAGCAGCAGCCGCUGCCUCUCGUCUUCCUUUACCACCAUCGCCGCUCCCACCUCAGCUGUAAGUGCAGAUCGCCGGCCAUCAGCAUCCAGGCCAUCACCUCCAGCCCCUCUGACGUUCAUGCCCAAGUCAAGACGGCUUUGGGUCCCACUGGGCCUUUCUUAAAAGGACACACACUCAUUGCUCCAUGAGUUCAAGGGUCAUCCACUAAGGCUUCUGUACUAGUCAAACCUUCACCGCAACCCUACUGUUCACGAUGAGUGGCUUUCUGGCCUCCGUGGACCCCCGAAGGGUGCAGUGGGGGGCUGCCUGGUACGCAAUGCACUCUCGGAUCCUGCGCACCAAGCCAGUGGAGUCCAUGCUAGAAGGAACCGGGACUACCACCGCGCAUGGCACCAAGCUAGCCCAGGUGCUCACCACUGUGGACCUCAUCUCUCUCGGAGUCGGCAGCUGCGUGGGCACUGGCAUGUAUGUGGUGUCUGGGCUGGUGGCCAAGGAAAUGGCAGGACCUGGCGUGAUUGUGUCCUUCAUCAUUGCUGCUGUUGCGUCCAUACUAUCAGGUGUGUGCUAUGCAGAGUUUGGAGUUCGAGUCCCCAAGACUACAGGAUCUGCCUACACCUACAGCUAUGUCACUGUUGGGGAAUUUGUGGCAUUUUUCAUUGGCUGGAACUUGAUCCUGGAGUACCUGAUUGGCACGGCAGCUGGUGCCAGUGCCCUGAGCAGCAUGUUUGACUCCCUAGCAAACCAUACCAUCAGCCGCUGGAUGGUGGAUACAGUGGGAACCCUCAACGGCCUGGGGAAAGGAGAGGAGUCCUACCCAGACCUUCUGGCUCUGGUGAUUGCUGUCAUCGUGACCAUCAUUGUGGCUCUGGGGGUGAAGAAUUCUGUGGGCUUCAACAACGUCCUCAAUGUACUGAACCUGGCAGUGUGGGUAUUCAUCAUGAUCGCAGGCUUCUUCUUCGUCAAUGGCAAAUACUGGGCUGAGGGCCAGUUCUUGCCCCACGGCUGGUCAGGGGUGCUGCAAGGAGCAGCCACGUGUUUCUAUGCUUUCAUUGGCUUUGACAUCAUUGCCACCACUGGGGAAGAAGCCAAGAACCCCAACACAUCCAUCCCGUACGCUAUCACUGCAUCCCUGGUCAUCUGCCUGACAGCGUAUGUGACAGUGAGCAUGAUCUUAACGCUAAUGGUGCCAUACUAUGCCAUCGACACGGAGUCCCCCCUCAUGGAGAUGUUUGUGGCCCAUGGCUUCUAUGCUGCAAAGUUCGUAGUGGCUAUCGGGUCGGUGGCAGGACUGACAGUCAGCCUGCUGGGCUCGCUGUUCCCCAUGCCCAGAGUCAUUUAUGCCAUGGCUGGUGAUGGGCUGCUUUUCAGGUUCCUGGCUCACGUGAGCUCCUACACAGAGACGCCAGUAGUAGCUUGUAUCGUGUCAGGGUUCCUGGCUGCUCUCCUCUCACUGCUGGUCAGUCUGAGGGACCUGAUAGAGAUGAUGUCCAUUGGCACCCUCCUCGCCUACACCUUGGUCUCUGUCUGUGUCUUGCUCCUACGAUACCAACCCGAGAGUGAUAUCGAUGGCUUUGUCAAGUUCCUGUCUGAGGAGCACACCAAGAAGAAGGAAGGCAUCCUGGCUGACUGUGAGAAGGAAACCUGCUCCCCUGUGAGUGAAGGGGAGGAGUUUCCCAGCACUGCCACCAACACCUGUGGGGCCAAGAACCUGCCAUCUUUGGGGGACAACGAGAUGCUCAUAGGGAAAUCAGAUAAGUCCACCUACAACGUAAGCCACCCCAACUACGGCACCGUGGACAUGACCACAGGCAUAGAAGCCGACGAAUCAGAAAACAUCUAUCUCAUCAAGCUGAAGAAGCUGAUUGGGCCCCGAUACUACACGAUGAGAAUCCGGCUGGGCCUCCCAGGCAAAAUGGAUCGGCCCACGGCAGCAACGGGGCACACGGUGACCAUCUGCGUGCUCCUGCUCUUCAUCCUCAUGUUCAUCUUCUGCUCCUUCGUCAUCUUUGGCUCCGACUACAUCUCGGGCCAGAGCUGGUGGGCCAUCCUCCUGGUGGUUCUGAUGGUGCUGCUGAUCGGCGUGCUGGUGUUUGUAAUCCUGCAGCAGCCGGAGAACCCCAAGAAGCUGCCGUACAUGGCCCCCUGCCUCCCCUUUGUGCCCGCCUUUGCCAUGCUGGUGAAUAUCUAUCUCAUGCUGAAGCUCUCCACCAUCACAUGGAUCCGGUUCGCAGUCUGGUGCUUUGUGGGUCUGCUCAUUUAUUUUGGGUACGGCAUCUGGAACAGCACCCUGGAAAUCAGCGCCAGAGAGCAGGCCCUGCACCAAAGCACAUAUCAACGCUACGAUGUGGAUGACCCCUUUUCCGUGGAGGAGGGAUUCUCCUAUGCCACUGAGGGCGAGAGCCAGGAGGACUGGGGCGGGCCAGCCGAGGACAAAGGCUUCUAUUACCAACAGAUGUCAGAUGCGAAGACAAACACCCGGACGAGUAGCAAAGCGAAAAGUAAAAGCAAGCACAAGCAGAACUCAGAGGCCCUGAUUGCAAAUGAUGAGUUAGAUUGCUCUCCAGAGUAGGGCUGAACUGCAGGCGCCGAGAGGGGUGGCUUCUCUGUGAAUCCAGCCUGCGUGCUGGAAAGUGGAACCUACUUCCGACUCUCAUUUCACAAACUUCCCCAAAGGCCAUCCCCAGGCACAACCUGUCAUUUGCUAUUUUUGCUGUUCAGGAGAGUUCUACUGAAGAGUUUUACCCAGGGCCCUUAAUUGACCCCCUUGUAAAAAAAAAAAAAAUGAAAAUCAAAAGAAAUUCUAUGUUAGUGAGCUGUCCCAGCCGAGGACAGCAAAUGUUUUCUUUGCAGGAUGGAUCUUUGUGCUAAGAUCCGAGUAGGCUUUCCUCCAACCCUGCUGAGGCUCCAUCCAGGCCCUUGGGAGAGGAGCCACAAAUGUGGCUGUGGCGUGAGGCGGCUCUACAGCUCCCAGAGCAGAACUAGGAGCUGCUCCCCCAGGCCUGUAGGUCAGGCUGUUUCAGGACUUUCUCAGUCAGCAACACUGUGUCCUUAAAUCUCACCUCCCCAAAACUAUCCACAGAGAAGACCCGGCUUCUCUUUACUCACCAAAGUUCUUACAGUUUCCAGACUAUAAGGUUAGGAUCCAGAAAAGAUAGAAGACUCUAAGACCAUAUUCCCCGUAAAGCAACCACGUAGUCAUCAAAGUAUAGUAAGAAGUACCACCAAAUCUUUACUUAAAUGCUCAAGAAAAAAAAAGAAAGAAAAACUGAAGUAACCAUCUCUUGAACAGAGGUCAGGAAGGCAUUGGCAGAAAUGAACCAUCUGUCAUGCGCUUCCUUACACCAGACUCUAAGCUCCUGCAGGUCUCGGGAAAGGGCAGAGGUGGAGUGUGAUUGCAGGCCUCUGAUAUGCCUGGAAGAAAUGGGCUAUUUGUUCUAUAAUCAGAUAAAAAUCUUUGCGAGGAGCAGUAACCCAGCCACUGAGAUCACAUUGCAAAUCUUACUUCAUAUUUCUAAAAUUAUAAAAUCUACAGGGUUUUUCCUUUUUGGCUAGGUGACUACCGGAUUGGAUGCUGCUGGUUUCCAGAGAUGUGGAAGACCAGGAACUUGGGUCAUCCAGCUCAGAGAGCUCUAAUUCCCACCUGGGCCUCCCUCCUCUAGGCUAGCUCACCUUUAGAGUGUUUUUCAUCUUAGUUCCGAAAGCACCUUCCCUGAGGUCCAGAGAAAUGGCUGUCUGGUGGGGGUUAAGCAUAGGCCUCCAAAGGGAUUCUUAAAGAAUUUUCUCCAAAACAGGAUAAAUGAAUUUACAACAGAAAAACAUGUGGCUUCAGUAGCGUGUGUGCACAUGUGUAUGAAAACAAAUUUCUCUCACUAAGAUUUCUGCGAGAAUUUUUUGGAAAUGGGGCAAAAGAGCAAAUUCCUUGCCCUCUGCUCCUCAAUUCAUCAUCGGCCAAAAAUUUUCAUGAAUAUCAACUAACAUCACAUCUUUCUUGCUUGCUCUGAAGCGCAUGUUUUCUUGGCAUGUACUUAGGUUACAGAGAAGGCAUGUUUCCUGUUGAGCUGACCGCCUCAAAUACACCAGCGGCUAAGUAGAAGCCAGGAGGAGAUCUGUAACUUCAGCCCUUAGAACCUAGGAGACAGCAGGGUCCCAUGACAGAAACAAGAAGCUUCAACAUAACAGAUAAAGAUCAACUGAAACUAUUUUUUUAAAUGAUGCUUUCAGAUAAAUUGCAUACCAUGCUCUUCGCCAAUGUCUGCCAGUACACUAAAAUAAGUACAUUUUUUUAGAUCUCGUUCAUCACUCCAUGUUAAUUAUGUAGAACCCUGGCUUCCAGUACUCAUUAUUAUCAUUUUUAUGUAAUGUCUGACAAAGCUGUUUCCUCUUGCCUAAACUUAACCAUCACAACGCAGUGCCUGGCCUGCAACAAAUACCCUGGAGAACUCACUCUAAGAUAAUUGUGAGUCAUGUCUGUUAAAGCUAAGUUUUAAACUGGGGUAGGAUGCAGAAACCCUGCCUAGUAGAAACAGCUGUUAAGCGGGGUCCACUUCUCGAUAUUUGGGGUAAUAUUCUCUUCCUUAGAUAUGGUUAGGAGAAAUAUGGACGCUACAUGAUGAAUCUUAACGUGGAUGGAAAGUUAUGUCUUACUGGUGGUGUUUAGGUAUUAAAGUAGCAAUGGUCAGGUGUGUGCUAUGUCUGUAGCAGAAGAAAGAGCAUGGGCUUUACAGUUAAUGUCGUUGGUGUUGAUUCUGUGCAGAGCCAAUGAAUUAUUCUCAUUUCGGAUGCCAUUUUUCUCAGUAGCUUUAGAUGUUUUUAAUCGUUGUUCUCUUCAUUUUUCUAAAAUUGUUGGGGUUAUCUUCUUUGCUAUAUUGGUUUUUAAACUAUAUUUUUAGCUUGGAAAGUUUUCUCGGGUAUGUAGCAUGUUUCCACCAUGUUUUUUCCGCUCCUGUGAAAGAGUCCCGGGUUUCACAAGAAGGUUUUCAAAUACCACCAUAUUUGAACAUCGUGUUUAAGAGACUGCAUUAAAAGUAGGAUUACCUUAUAAAUAAUUCUCUUAGAAAAGCUCUUCCAGUGGGGGGCUGGUAUAUGUGGAAUGUGUAAUUUUGGAGCCACUAAUUUAAUAUUUUAAAUUGUAGUCUAUUUAUCAACGCUCUGCCUCUUUUCGUUAAGAUUGGAGGCAGGUAUUAAAACACAAGUGCUCCAAAGCAAAGGGGAAGAAUACAAUCACAAUGGGAGGAGAAAGGGGAACUUAGAGCCAGAAUGUGUGAAACACUCAAGCGCAAGAACUCUCAAGGGGUUUGCUGAGUUUUCCAAUGAAAAACACCUUAGAAAGCAAUAGGCUUGUCAGUAAUGACAGCCAGGACUACAUGAUAAUAAAUAACAAAUAAAUAAACCUUUGCCCAUGAGGGCAGAGUGUUAAAACAGCACAGACCCCUGACAUCCACAGAGAAGCUCCAAAGCUAGAUUACACUAGCUACGUGUACCUAAUGGAGAGUGGAUACCAAGAAAUACAUGCUGGGCAGUGGUGGCGCAUGCCUUUAAUCCAGCACUCGGGAGGCACAGGCAGGCAGAUCUCUGAG
Myodes glareolus (Bank vole) is the source of this 5606-nucleotide messenger RNA. RefSeq names its product solute carrier family 7 member 14 (gene Slc7a14). Gene Ontology annotation, cellular component: plasma membrane. Gene Ontology annotation, biological process: transmembrane transport; amino acid transport. Lineage: Eukaryota; Metazoa; Chordata; Mammalia; Rodentia; Cricetidae. The record is from RefSeq and is a predicted model, not a curated record. Gene Ontology annotation, molecular function: amino acid transmembrane transporter activity.